UAAAUACUAAACAAGACGUAUAGUUCCUCAUCAUCUCCAAAAACACAAGAUUAGAAGCAAAGAAAAUAUCAUGGGUUCCGAAACUAGCCCUGAGCUUCUAGUAGUAGACUUCAACAAUCCAAAGAUGAAUGCAGGUUCAAAUUGUUGGUCAUCUGCCUGCAAAGACAUAAGAAAAGCCUUUGAAACCCAUGGUUGUUUUGUUGCAUUAUACGACAACAUUUCACCCCAACUCCACGACUCCAUCUUCAAAGCAACCCAAGAGGUACUUGAUCUUCCCAUUCAAACCAAACUCAAAAACAUUACCGAAAAACCCUAUCACGGAUAUACGGGUCAAAUCCCCAUUGCGCCCCUCCACGAAGCCACAGGCAUCGACUACGCCAACACUCUCCAUGGAGCUCACAGUUUCACCACACUCAUGUGGCCUCAAGGAAACCAAUUUUUCUGUGAGACCACGAUGAGCUUUGCGAAGGCGGUUGCAGAGAUAGAGAAAAUGGUGGUGAUGAUGUUCUUUGAGAGCUACGGCGUGGACAAGUAUGCGGAGGCACAUAGUAACGCAACCACUUAUUUUCUCCGAUUGAUGAAGUACGACCCCCCUAGCGAGGGAGAGACCACGUUGGGUCUUCCGCCCCACACAGACAAGAGCUUCAUCACCGUACUUUAUCAGAAUCACAUCUCCGGCCUCCAAACUAGGUCUAGAGACGGCCAAUGGAUUAAUGUCCAGUUCCCGGCCGCCUCUUUCCUUGUCAUGGCCGGAGAUGCUUGCAAGGCAUGGAGUAAUGAUCGAGUGUUUUCUGCCACCCACAAAGUUAUCAUGGAUACCGAAAGAAAGGAAACCAGAUACUCAACUGGAUUGUUUUCUUUUCUCAGUAAGACUUUGGAAGUUCCAGUGGAGUUGGUUGACGACGAACACCCUUUGAAAUUCAAGCCCUUGGCUCAUAUUGAUUUGUUGAAGUUUUUUGCGACAGAACAAGGCCGACGAUCCCAGAAUUUACUUGAAGAUUUUGUUGGGAAAAGUGGUGAAUAAAUAUUCACGAGUGUCAAAAAUAAAUGACACUUGCACAGCGGAACCAGGAUAAUUCUUUUCCCUCUUGCUGGAUUACAAAAUGGGAUCCAAACCAAGAAAAAAUAUUUGGUGCAAAAUAUAAGAAAAUAUGAGACAAGAAUUUUUACGUGGAAAACCCAAAUUGGGAAAAACCACGAGACCGUAGUCUAGAAAUCUUCCACUAUGUAUAUAGUAGGCUUACAAAAUUCUCCCUACACAAAAUAGGGGAAACACAAAUCUCAAGUUUAAUAACUUGGAAAACACAAGAGGACUGAGCUACUAUUUUAAGAGAGAUGAAAAAAUCCUAUGAUUUUUCCUCACAAUUUUCUUCUCUCAAAAAAGCACUCACCAAACUCUCUCUUGUUGCCUCACUUUUCUCUUCACUCU
Salvia miltiorrhiza (redroot sage) is the source of this 1429-nucleotide messenger RNA. Its product is annotated as probable 2-oxoglutarate-dependent dioxygenase AOP1. Gene Ontology annotation, molecular function: dioxygenase activity. The transcript has 3 exons. Lineage: Eukaryota; Viridiplantae; Streptophyta; Magnoliopsida; Lamiales; Lamiaceae. The record is from RefSeq and is a predicted model, not a curated record. Bases 71 to 1024 code for a protein of 317 amino acids.